AUGGACUACACCAAUACAUCUCAUGAGCGAUAUGAGCCAAGCCUCGAUAUCCCCCACGACUCCCGCAGCGACUCUGACGACACAAUCGAUCAAAUCAAUUCUCUCGAACUCACCCGUAUCAACACAUAUCGACUUCAACAAAAGACUACAGUUGGCUCGACAAAAGGACCAAUUCCACGUGAAAAAUGGCUUCCAAUGGGCGCCAGCAAACAAUACCCACCAAUACUCCCAGACUCCGAGGCCUACGUGGUGGAAUUUGAUGGCGCGAAGGAUCCAUUGCACCCAUAUAACUGGUCAAUGCUGAGACGCAUAUGCUUGGUUUGCAUUUUGUGCUACGGUACGUUUGCAGGCUCAUUUGCAAGCGCUGUGUUCUCAGCAGCUAUCUCUGGUGUCAGUCAGGAAUUUCACACCAGCACAGAGGUCGGCUCUCUUGGAGUGACGCUCUAUGUUCUCGGGUUCGCUGCUGGUCCAACAAUUUGGGCUCCAGCAUCUGAACUUAUUGGGAGGCGCUGGCCAUUGUCAGUGGGACUUCUUGGCUGUGGCAUCUUCACGAUAGCAUGUGGGGCCGCCAAAGACAUCCAGACUAUUAUGAUCUGUCGAUUCUUUGCUGGUCUUUUUGCAGCUAGUCCCAUUUCAAUUGUUCCCGCAGUUUUUGCAGACCUGUUUAAUAAUGCUCAACGGGGUGUCGUCAUGUCGAUCUUCUGUAUGGCAGUGUUCAUUGGGCCCUUUGCGGCACCCUUCGUGGGUGGCUUUAUCGCAAUGAGCUCACUGGGGUGGCGGUGGACAAUGUACGUCUCAGCAAUCAUGGUCUUCCUAGGCUUUGGCUUGGUUGUGGUUUUCCUUGAUGAAUCUUAUGCACCUGUGAUCCUCGUGCGUAAGGCGGCCACCCUACGCCGCCAGACCCACAACUGGGGAAUUCACGCAAAGCAAGACGAGGUGGAGGUUGAUUUCAAAGAGCUCGUUAGAAACAACUUCGCAAGGCCACUUGUGAUGUUGAUUACUGAGCCCAUUCUGCUUCUUAUAUCACUCUAUAUCUCGUUCAUCUAUGGCCUCAUCUAUGCUCUUCUAGGUGCAUACCCUGUUGUCUUCCAAGGGGUGUAUGGCAUGAAUAUGGGUGUUGGUGGACUGGCAUUUAUUGGUCUUAUCCUCGGAGAGCUUCUCGGUGGCAUUUUUGUUCUCUUAAUACAGGGAUCUUAUGCUAGAAAGCUGGCAGCCAAUAGUGACAGGCCUAUUCCUGAAUGGCGCCUCCCUUCCGCCAUCUUGGGAGCUGUUGUGUUCGCCGGUGGAAUGUUUUGGUAA
Penicillium antarcticum is the source of this 1299-nucleotide messenger RNA. RefSeq lists its product as uncharacterized. Gene Ontology annotation, molecular function: transmembrane transporter activity. The record is from RefSeq and is a predicted model, not a curated record. NCBI's taxonomy places the organism in Eukaryota, Fungi, Ascomycota, Eurotiomycetes, Eurotiales, Aspergillaceae. The coding region runs from base 1 to 1299 and encodes 432 amino acids. The transcript has 2 exons. Gene Ontology annotation, biological process: transmembrane transport.